This is a messenger RNA of Struthio camelus australis, 9227 nucleotides long. The record is from RefSeq and is a predicted model, not a curated record. Lineage: Eukaryota; Metazoa; Chordata; Aves; Struthioniformes; Struthionidae.
AGCUGGGGAUAGUUGCUUGUAUUUUGCUGCCUCUGUUAUUCCAUGUCCUUAUUCUGAGUGUUGAAGUUGAUGGACUGGUGGGUUAUCUGUAACUGCUACUUGUUUUUUAACUGAUAUUCUCAAAGCUGUGAGAAAUGUUUGUAAAAUAACUGCAUUUGUUUCUAGAGAACGCAGCUCCUUGGUGAUUGCGUCUCUGGCUGUGAGCUGUUUUCAUGACCUCCUGGAAUUAUUCAGCUGCCUGCUGCAAGCCAACAACUGAGAAGCUCAAAACUGCGCUCCUGUAUAACAUCUUGAUGCUGUUGUUGCUAAUGGAGAGAAAUAGGACUUGGUAGUUCACUUGGAGGCAAAUUAUUUGGAAGAAAUAACUUAAUUGGGAUCCAGCUCGUUUUUACCAUGGACUCCUCGCCUGUCCAGCAGGAUGUUCUGCUGGAGAACCGAAGCAGCAGUGAGGCCCCUAGCAAGUCUGAAGAACUUCUGGAUCGUAAAGCUGAAUCAGAUUUGCCAGUUACAAGAGAUGAAAUUAACACUGCCAGUAUUAAUGUCAACAAAGUGCCAAAUGAAGAGGGAAGUCUGGAGAUAAACAGCAAAGGUGAAGUCUGCCAGAAUGGGCCAGAGUCACUCUUCCCCGACUCUCCUUUAUCUUUUGAUGCCACCAGCAGUCUGCAGGGUCAAGAGCCAUCCCCAGGUGUGGCUGCUUUCCAUGGCAACCUAAGGAAGUCUCAGGGAACUAGUGCUGAGGGCAUAGUUCUUAGAAAAGAAGCUUUGCAGUCUCUCAAACUAAGUCUUCCCAUGCAAGAAACUGAAUUGUGCUCAGUAGAGUCUUCGCUUCCUUUGGAGAAAGAAGAACAAAUAAGACUUCAAGCAAGAAGACGGCUAGAAGAACAGCUCAAACAAUACAGGGUGAAGAGACACCAAGAAAGAUCUAGUCAGUCUACAUCCAAAAACCGGCCUUCCAGCACGUUGGAUCCUGAGCUGAUGUUAAAUCCAGAAAUCUUGCCAAGAGCUAGCACUGUAGCGAUGACAAAAGAAUACUCCUUUUUGCGGACCAGCGUCCCCAGGGGGCCAAAACUGGGUAGCUUGGGACUUCCAGCAUCCUCAAAAGAGAGAAGAAGUUCAAAAUCCAAGUCCAGUAAGAUCCGGUCCUUGGCUGAUUAUAGAACUGAAGAUUCAGACUCUAGAAACGCUACGAGGAAUUCGAUGGCGUCUGAUUCAUCUGGUGGGACUCUGAAACAAAGCAGAAGUGGUCCAACCUCAGUUGUUUCUGAGAUUAGUCAGCUGUCUGACAUAGACGAUCGAAUAGAGAAUUCCUCUUUAGCAGGAGAUAGUAUUUCAGAGAUCGAUGGGAGUGAAGCGGGAAUGAGGCUGGAUGGAAACGAGAGCGACAGCUCUACCUACAGCAGUGUGUCAGGAAAAGGCCUGUACAGCAGUUUACAGAAUGCAGAAGACAAACAGGGUAUUCCGUAUACAAUAAAUGGUCAGAAGAUACAUCCUGAUGCAAUGGGGCAAUUUCCUUCCAUCAGUGAGGUGCUACAGGCUGCAGCAGUGGAGCAUCAAGCCCAAGAGCAAGAAGUUAAUGGGGAAGUACGGAGUAGGAGAGACAGUAUUUCUAGCAGUGUAUCUAUGGAAAGCUCUGUCGCAGGAACUCACGACGAAAUGUUGCAGGUCCUAAAGGAGAAGAUGAGACUUGAAGGGCAACUAGAAGCACUUUCACUAGAAGCUAAUCAGGCUCUCAAAGAGAAGACUGAGCUACAAGCGCAGCUUGCAGCUCUGAACAUGAAGCUUCAGGCGCAGAUGGAGCACAGCCAAAACAGCCAACAGAAGCAGGAAUCUCUGAGCUCAGAAGUGGCCACGUUAAAGCAGUCUUGCUGGGAUCUGGAACGAGCUAUGGCUGACCUGCAAAACGCCUUGGAAGCAAAGAAUGCUAGUUUGGCUUCUUCAAAUAAUGAUUUGCAGUUGGCAGAGGAGCAGUACCAAAGACUCAUGCUGAAGGUUGAAGAUAUGCAAAAAAAUGUUCUCACCAGAGAUAGCACAGUUCAUGAUUUGCGACAGCAGUUGGCUUCCUUACAGAACCAACUUCAGAAGGUGCAGUUAGAACGGACUACGCUGACCAAUAAGCUAAAAGCAUCUGAAUCAGAAAUCUCAUCGCUCCAAAACGUGCGGCAAUGGUACCAGCAGCAGCUGAUACUAGCACAGGAGGCCCGUGUCAGGCUGCAGAGUGAGAUGGCCAAUAUACAGGCUGGGCAAAUGACCCAAGCAGGUAUGUUGGAACACCUCAAGCUAGAGAACGUAGCAUUGUCUCAGCAGCUGACCGAGACCCAGCACAGAUCUAUUAAAGAAAAAGAACGUAUUGCAGCACAGCUGCAAAACAUUGAGGCUGACAUGUUAGAUCAGGAAGCUGCAUUCAUGCAGAUCCAGGAGGCUAAAACCAUGGUGGAAGAAGACUUGCAGAGAAAACUAGAGGAAUUCGAGGAUGAGAAAGAACAGCUUCAGAAAAUGGCUGAUAAUGCAGCAACACUGGAGCAAGAAUUGGAUCAGAUCAAGGUGACCUUGCAUCAGCGAGAUUUGCAGCUUGAGUCUUUACAGCAAGAACAUCUAGAUCUAAUGAAGCAAUUCACCCUAGCCCAAGAGACAUUGCACGCCAAAGAGCAGUCGCUGGAUGACCUGCAGACGCGGUAUGAUGAACUGAAGGCCAGAUUAGAAGAGCUCCAAAGAGAUGCUACUUCUAAAGAUGACAUGAUCCAGUAUUUACAGAAUGAGAAGAUUGUCUUGGAAGUAGCUCUGCAGACAGCAAAAGCAAGCAAAGAGCAACUUGAUGAAGGAGCAAAAUGCCUUGGAGAAAAUACAGAAGUAGCAUCAAAAACCUUAGAGCAACUGAGGCAAGAAAUAGCAGUCAAGUCAGGCCAGGUAGAAAAUCUGCAACAAGAGAAUACCAGUCUUAAAAAACAGGUUCAAAAAGUGAAGGAACAGUUCCUACAGCAGAAGGUAAUGGUGGAAGCUUAUCGAAGAGAUGCAAGUUCUAAGGACCAGCUGAUAAGCGAACUGAAAGCUACGAAGAAGCGGCUGGACUCGGAGAUGAAAGACUUGAAACGAGAACUACUAAAACUUCAAGUUGAUAAACAGUCGCUGGAAUCCGAACAUUCAAAACUGCAGAAGGAAGUAUCUCAGGUUCACCAGCAAAUGUUGGAAAUUGAGAAUCAUCUUCAGUCGGUGCAGAAGGAACGAGACGAUAUGGAAAAAAGCCUACAGUCCUUGCAGUUUGAUAAGGAACAAAUGACAUCUCUUGCUGAGGCAAAUCAGGCAUUAAAACUACAAGUAGAACAAAUGCAAGAAGAAGCCAAAAAGGCCAUUACUGAGCAGAAACAGAAAAUGAAGCGUCUGGGGUCAGAUCUGACAAGCGCUCAGAAAGAGAUGAAGGCAAAACAUAAAGCCUAUGAGAAUGCAGUUGGGAUUCUUAGUCGUCGGCUACAGGAAUCCCUCACUGCCAAGGAAUCUGCUGAAGCAGAGUUGAGCAAACUAAAAGCACAAAUCACUGAUGGUGGAAACAACCAGAUUGCCCAAGAAAAGAUUCAAGCUCUGGAGACAGAAUUACAAGCUGUUAGCAGCAGUAAGUUGAUGCUGGAAAAAGAGUUGCAAGAAGUGAUUUCACUUACCAGCCAGGAGCUUGAAGAGUACAGAGAGAAAGUGCUGGAACUUGAGGAUGAGCUUCAGGAAUCUAGAGGCUUUAGGAGGAAGAUAAAACGUUUAGAAGAAACUAAUAAGAAGUUGGCCCUUGAACUGGAACAUGAACGAGGAAGACUUAAAGGUCUUAGUCAGUCUAACACCGCUUUGCGGGAGCACAACAAUAUCCUAGAAACAGCAUUAGCAAAGAGAGAGGCAGAUUUGGUACAACUGAACCUACAGGUUCAGGCAGUUCUAAAGCGGAAAGAGGAGGAGGAUCAGCAAAUGAAACAACUUAUUCAAGCUUUGCAGGCUUCCUUAGAGAAAGAAAAAUCAAAAGUUAAAGACCUUAAGGAGCAGGUAGCAGCAGCCAAAGCAGAUGCAGCACAUAACCGUCGUCAUUACAGAGCUGCUGUUCUUGAGCUCAACGAAAUCAAGAAAGAGCUACAUGCCAAAGAAGUGCUUGUCCAAGCCCUUCAGGCUGAAGUGGACAAACUGCAGGUAGAGGAUGAGAAACAUUCCCAGGAAGUAGCACAGUUUGAGCAAGAGUUGGCAGAAGCCAGGUCUCAGCUCCAGCUUCUGCAGAAAAAGCUGGAUGAUAAGCUUAGUGAACAGCCAGGAGUAAAUCAAGAGGUGGAAGACCUCAAGUGGGAAGUAGAACAAAAAGAAAGAGAAAUUGAAACGUUUAAGCAACAGCUGGAUAUGAGUGAACAGCGCAGCCAGAAGGAGUUAGAAGGGAUGCAAGUUGUCCUACAGAAUAUCAAGACUGAGUUGGAAAUGGUGAGAGAAGACCUGUCGGUAACUCAGAAGGACAAGUUUAUGCUGCAGGCUAAAGUGAGUGAACUGAAGAAUAGUAUGAAGUCCCUACUGCAGCAGAACCAGCAACUGAAGUUGGACCUGAAGCAUGGCAAGAUGAAGAAGAGGAAGGAACUGAAAGGAGAGAAUAACUCUUCAAAUCCUGUGACUCCAGUCAAGAUUCCUGAUUGUCCAGUCCCUGCUGCCUUGCUGGAAGAACUGUUGAAACCAUCGACAGCUAUGAGCAAGGAGCCUUUAAAAAAUCUGAACAGCUGUCUCCAGCAAUUAAAGCAAGAAAUGGACAGCCUUCAGCGUCAGAUGGAGGAACACACCAUUACAGUACAUGAAUCAAUGUCUUCAUGGACUCAGAUUGAGGGGCAGCUAAUGGACCUUACCUCUACCAGUCCUACAACUGCAUCAGACCAGCAGGAUAUUCCUACGGUAGAUGAAAAGAAGCAGAAUUGUGAUGCUAGUGACGAGGAAGCUUUAAAACAAUAACCUCCUCAGCAGUUGUCUUUCUUCCUAUUGCUUUAAGUGUGUAAACAAAUCUUUAUCAAAAUUAUUUAUUUAUUCCAUUUUUAAAAUAGUGUUCAGAGUUCUGCUUUUGCCUUCAGAAGCAAAGGGCAUGGUUUUGAGAAACUGGCAAAAUAUUUAUCGCAGAAUAUGGUUUUCCAAGGGUUGGUUUGAAGCCUUUUGAUACCUUGAAAUAAUUUUGCCAUGUUGAGGACAAUGGUAAAUCUGACUCAUUUUGGGGUAUUAGUAAGAGGUUCAAAAGAGUGUUUAAAAUGAGGCCAAGAAGAGCAUCUGGUUUCAAGUCGGCAUUUAUUCAAUCUCAGUGAGGAAGCACUAUUAAUUAUGUAACAUCUGGGUCUUUUUUUUUUGUUUGUUUCUUGCUUUUUUUAUCCCCAUAGUUUUUCACUAUCUUGGGCUGUAUCCCAAUAGCAUGAAAAGCAAGUCCUGUUCAUGUUCAGCCAUUAGCGGUUGAGAACUGGAUAUUCUUAUUCAAGCAGCCCCUCUCCUCCCCCUAUGCUCUUUCACUCUUGAAAUUCAAAUCACAGAUGUUUGUAAUAAAAAAUAAAAGAAAAAAGUUUGAUUUGAAGCCAUCUCUAGUUAUGAAGAGGACCUUUGACCUAUAGUAAAAGAAACAGGCUGCAAAGACAAGCAAUGCAGACCAGUAACUAUCGUUGGCAGAUUUGCCCAGGAUGUUUUCUGAAACGUCACAGUUUUUCUCUUGCAGUUGCAGGCCAGUAGGGAGCUUUGCUUCACCGCACAAACACUUUUUGCACCUUUUUAGUUCAUAUUUUGAAGUAGACAUCCUUGACAAAGGUAUGUGUGUAAUAUAUAUUUAUAUAUAUAUAAGAAAAAAAAUCAUUUUCUGACUUUGAAUAUCUGUUUUAAUAUGCUUAUGUACUAUAAGAGAAGGCUGACAUGAGUUUUGUUUUUUUUUUUCCUUGUUACUGUCAUUGUUUUAAUAUCACAUUUAAGUUUGCUCUUUUUUGACAAUACUGUACAUACGGCUUAGGGAAAUUAGCCCCCAAAAGCCAGAGCUUUUAGAAAUGUAAUUAUUUUACUUUCAAAGACAAAAUUAUAUUGCCUUUAAAAUUACUAUUUUUAUUAGCUUUAUCUUCCAUGCCCUCCACAACUCCCCUGCUUUUGGCAUCCUCUGUUACCACAAGGUGUCCACUGUGCAUGGAAAUGUUGGCCCUCUGGCAGCCCUUCUGCAGAGGCGCCUUGACUAGAUUAUUAUUAAAGCAGCCCACCUUAGUGUCUUUCUCCUUUGGUCCCAUUGUUUCAUGUGGCUCACAGUGCAGUGAUAGGCCCAUCCUCUCCUUCCCGUUGUAAAAUCAGUACAGAAGUACUGCUUCACCUACUGUGCUUGAGCAUGAAUCAAAAUACACGUGACAUUAUUUGGAAGAUUCAGUGGCGACUCCUGUGGUGGCACAUUUUUGUCUUUAAAACAUACAGAAAGCAGGUCAAUUAUAUCUACUCUAGAUUGGAUUAAAAAUUCUAGUAAGUACAAGCAGAUUUAAUAGCUGUAAAGAAAAACUUAAAAGGCAACUCUUCCAGUAAUUUUUGUCAUAAUUAGCCAUAAAACAACAUUCAGACAAGUUAUCUUGUCUACUUUCCAGAUGCCUAGUUUAUGUAUUUUUCUAAAGAAGCAGUAACUAUUUGAGGAGGCUGAUUUUUGGAUGAGUUUGGGUAUUUGGGGUAUGGAGGGAAAUGACUGCAAUUUGCUUAGCAAUAAGGCAAAAAAAAACCUUUUAUCCAGAGUUUUAGUUCUUAUAAUUACCCAUGCAAGCUCUUGUCCAGUUGAACACUUUGCAUUUGAAGUGACUACGCUGACUGACUUCAUGCCUCAGCUACAGAAUUGUAACUUAUUUUAUGGGAUUAAAGUCAAGUGAUGCUAAAAGUUAAGAUUUUUAGAGUUGAGGGAAGAAAUGGGUUGGUGUGGUUUUAGCUGCCCAUCAUAUAGAUUUACUGAACAGUUUAUUUAAAAAAAAAAAAAAAAGUCAAAAACUUUAUUGGCUAACCCAGACCUGUUAACAUCUGCAUGUUACUGCAGUCUACUUUGCAGAGUAAAUGGUACUGAUUAUCUUGCUGCUGUCAUUCUUGAAGUUGCCUGUAUAUUAAGCUCUAAGAAGAAAACAAAAAUGUAGUAUUGUUAAAGGACAAAGUUAAAGCUAUGUAAUGAAUAAUAUAUUCAGUGCAAAAAAGUUAUCAGAUGUUCAGGUUUUUAAAUAAAAAUAACACUUGUGCAGGGUUAAUGUUGCUGUUCACUUUGGAAAAUGCUUUGCUUACUGUUAAGAAUCGUUAUAUUUUAAUCUCUUAAGUUUGGCAGCGGUUGUAGAGAUAAAGCUUUUAUCUGGGAUCAAAGAAGCCAGAAUUGUAAGACACAUUCAUAGCUCUUCAAAAUAUCUGUCUCUCUUCUCCCAUUUGUAUCAAUAAUACAUUCUGUUUUCAGUGCAAUGCUACGUUGUUUCACUACUCUUUAUACAGACAUCUGAGCUUAUACAGCCAAAUAGCUUAGAUGCAUAUUUUCCUUUUAAAGGUGAGGGAUUUAUUGUGAAGUUCUCAGAUUAGAUUGCUUUGUUGUCCCACCUAUAUCUCUCUGACAGUACUUGGACACCAGGUAUUUUCAUUUUGUAUUCAUCAUGCAGUUUUUUUAUAGACACCAACACUAUGCCAUUUACUUAACGGAAGAACAGAGGAUAAGGCUUGAGGGUCUAAAUCAGGUGAGGUACUAAGUCAGUUAAGUUACUGGAAAGCCUUCCACGAAGCACUCGGCAUAUGGCAAAAGCAAGGCUUUUUCUGUGAAAUUCAUCAACUAUGUUCCUUAAUUAUCAAGAGAAAUAAAUAGUUGCUGUUUUAUUAGAAGGUUCUGUAUUUCACCUUGUGGCUGAACAUGUUCUCUCUACAAAGCUUCAGGCCUCUUGCUGUCUAGAGAGUAAAACUGCUUACAGGAAUAGAAACUGUGUCCCUUCUGCAUGUCACAGCACUGCCAAAUAUAUCUGAGGAAAAUCCGUGCCUCAUUAACAUUGGUGUGCUUUUAGAAAUUAGAGGAAUAAUCUUAUUUUAUUUUUCCUUUUCCAAGCACUGCAAUGGAAUGUAUUUUCUGUGUCUGUUUCUUCAGCAGUUGCUACCUACUAAACCAAGUCUUGUUGAUGAAGGAGAAAUGUUGCUGUAAUGUGAGAAUGUUUCCUAAGUGAUGAAGGUUGGUAAAGGCUGCAGCAUUAUUUUUUCAAAUACUCUUGCUUUUUUUGAGGACACUUGAGCAACUGCAUUUCUUUUUAAAAAAAAAAAAAAAAAACCACCACAACAACAACCUUACAAUGAAAAGCUAGUUACAGAGCCUCUAAUACUGCUGAAUAUUGCAUUGUUUCAUUCUAUUGUCUUCCAGAUUUCUUAGAAACAGUUGCGCACUGUAUCAGGGGAUCAGCUGAGCCCCUUAUUUGCUCAUGCAAUGGGAGGUCUGAUCCUAUACUGUUCAUUCAGGCAAUAUCCCAGCUGAAAUCUAUGAGAAUUUUGCACAUAUAAGGAGUAGAGUAAUAUUCAGAAAGUAAGUUCUAGUGCUUAUGUUUUAAUGGAUUAUUAUUCCUCCAUAUGUGAGUGAAAUGCAAUGGCGUGGGUGCUUUAGCUAUGACAACGUUCAAGGUGCAUAGCGGACAGAUAAGUAUGCUCAAUAUAAAUUUAACUCAAAGAUGACAAAUUCACUACUGGUGAUGCACAAACCUGUGAUGUAUGUUUUAUUAACUUUGCCAGGCAAGUGUGAAUAGUUGCACGUGACUUGCUGUGACCAGAAGCCUGUAACUAUUUUCAUGGGAAAGCAAUCACAGCCCAAAGUAAUUACUGAUGCUCACUAGCUGUCAUCGGACCACACUGGUCUCCCACUGAUGCGUAUCACUUCAGUCUCGGGGAGCAGAGCAGCCUAAUUUCCAAUACAGAUGCGCAGAUUUCUAGAGGAGGGAAGGAUGUACUGAAUAUUGUAAAAGAAAUAUUGUUAUGUUUUAUACAUGACAUUCGGUAAUUUAAUGUUCGCUUCGGCUGUAUUUGUAAAGAUAAAAGUUAAUUAUUUCAUGUUUUUGAGUGGAUAAUCCAGGGGAUGGAGGAGUUAUACUAUGUACAAUUAAUGAUUAUGAUCAUACACAGCAUGUUGAUUAUAAAAAUAAUGUGCAUAGGAAUUCCUUUGAAAGUUUUGUGCAAUAAACUAUUUUUGUUAAAGGGCUGCAUGUUUGUUUGUUUACUUUGAAAGAGGAAUUGGUACAAUUUUGGGUUUG